AUGCCACGUAUUGCUGAUUCCGAUUCUGACGAUGAUACGCUUAAAAAACCCGCUCAAAGGGCCAAGGGUAAGGCUGGCAAGGUCAAGAAACAUGUUCGGAUCGAAGACGAUUACAACGAGGACGGCAAUUCCUUGAGCGAAGGUGAUGAAAACAUAUUCAGUGAGGACGAAGAGCGAGCCGAUAGUCGUCCAGCUAGCAGCAGAAAGAAGAAAAAAGUGGCUAAUACAAACCUUUUGGGAGCAAAUGGUGGUUAUGCAUGGGAAGAGGACAUUCAGAGAAGUUGGGACCUGGUCAAAGUGGACGAUGAGGGCAGCAUGGCGGCACUGGUAUCCAGUAUCAUUGAGGCACGCAAAAAGCGAGCCAGUAAUAAAAACAUGACCCCAUUCCAGCGUGGAAUCAUCAGAACUUUGAUACUUGUGCUGGAUUGCAGCGAUUCUAUGACCGAAAAGGAUUUGCGGCCAAACAGAUACGCCAUGACUAUCCAAUACGCACUGAACUUCGUACAUGAAUUUUUUGACCAAAACCCAAUCUCGCAAAUUGGCAUUGUGUGCAUGAGAAACGACCUUGCGCACCUAAUAAGUCAGGUCAGCGGAAACCCACAGGAUCACAUCGACGCUUUGAAGAACAUGCGGAAACAGGAGCCACAGGGAAACAGCUCGCUGCAAAACGCAUUAGAAAUGGCUCGUGGACUGCUACUGCACGUUCCGGCGCAUUGCACACGAGAAGUUCUCAUUGUGUUUGGCGCACUGUCCAGCACAGACCCGGGCGACAUACACCAGACUAUAGGAUCGCUCGUACAGGAACGCAUUCGCGUGCGGGUCAUUGGGCUGUCCGCCCAAGUGGCGGUGUGUAAAGAGCUCUGCAAGCAGACCAACUACGGUGACAAUUCGUUCUACGGUGUGAUCCUGAACGAGGUCCACUUCCGGGAUCUUUUCGCGGACGCUGUAACGCCUCUGCCGGUCAACAAGAUCAACAAGGGUUUCACCCUCGUCAAGAUGGGGUUCCCAACCCGGGUCUACGAAGACAUGCCGUCGUUUUGCACAUGUCACUCCAAGCUUAUGUAUGGUGGCUACUUCUGUCCCAACUGCAAAAGUAAAGUGUGCUCCCUGCCCACGGUGUGUCCCUGCUGCGAUCUAAUGCUGAUAUUGUCGACCCAUUUGGCGCGUUCCUACCACCAUCUAAUGCCGCUAAAAACGUUUCAAGAGGUCGGUGUGGCUGAGACUUUUCCCUCAGAGACGUGCUUCAGCUGCCAGAAACGCUUUCCUCGCCUGAAGAAUCACAAAUCACAUGAGCUGCUGACCAGUUCACGCUACCGUUGUGCUGACUGCCAUCGCGAUUUCUGCAUCGAUUGUGACGUAUUUAUCCACGAAAUUCUACACAACUGUCCUGGCUGCGAAUCUUCGCCCGAUGUAUGA
Molecule: messenger RNA, 1416 nt
Organism: Lachancea lanzarotensis
Lineage: Eukaryota; Fungi; Ascomycota; Saccharomycetes; Saccharomycetales; Saccharomycetaceae
Gene: SSL1
Product: LALA0S06e02212g1_1
Exons: 1
Coding region: 1-1416 (471 amino acids)
Biological process (GO): regulation of transcription by RNA polymerase II; nucleotide-excision repair; DNA-templated transcription
Cellular component (GO): transcription factor TFIIH holo complex; transcription factor TFIIH core complex
Molecular function (GO): zinc ion binding
Source: RefSeq, a predicted model, not a curated record